This is a messenger RNA of Heterobilharzia americana, 645 nucleotides long. Lineage: Eukaryota; Metazoa; Platyhelminthes; Trematoda; Strigeidida; Schistosomatidae. The record is from the annotation of a GenBank genome assembly.
AUGCGGAAUGCAUAUCUUAGGUCUAGUUGUCUUAUUUUAAAGUCAACUGUGAACCAUCUUAGUUGCUUAUUUGCGAACAAUAAAAGUUCAUUAAUUACGUCAGCAAUAGUUAACAAGCCACUUCUAGCGCACAAUACAUAUAUUUCACUAAGCAGAUACUAUGGGAGUUCCACAUCUAAAAGCCCCAAUGACCCUACUGUAGAUAAAGUCAACACUAAAGUGGUACCGAAAAUAAAGACGAGCUUCUCUUACGAUGACUCUGUGAAAUCUAUUAAAUAUAUCACGCCACUCAGAGCUUUGCGGGAAUAUAUGCUGACAAAACAAGACCUAGACCAACUUCCACGUUACUAUAGCCGGAGCCCUUAUGGUAAUGAAACGAAGACACUUGUCUUCUUACGAUCGGAUGUGGAACAAAUGGCCUAUUCAAAGCAUGGUGGUCAUGAUGUAUUUGAGCUCCGUCGAAAGCUGAUGAAGGAUAUGGAGAGACGAACCAGGGCAGACUUAUUUAAUAUGAAAAGAGCUCUUAAGUAUCUAAGAAGCGCAGUUGAAUCCACAACAGCUGGAACUUCAAUUUUCAUGGAUAGACGUAAAAGAAUGUUCAAGUCAGGCCCAGGCCGCGUCGUCCUGUUCGCAAUAGCAGUGUAA